UAUAAUUAUUUCUCUCUUUCAAAAAAUUUCAUCACUUAAAGAAUCUGAAUUUUUUUUCUUUUUCUAUAUCUUUGUUUGAAACAAAAAAAUAAAAUGAGCAACAUAAGCAUGGUUGAAGCAAAGCUUCCACCAGGGUUCAGAUUUCAUCCUAGAGAUGAAGAACUUGUGUGUGAUUACUUGAUGAAGAAGGUUACUCAUAGUGAUUCUCUUCUCAUGAUUGAUGUUGAUCUUAACAAGUGUGAACCAUGGGAUAUUCCUGAAGCAGCAUGUGUGGGAGGAAAAGAAUGGUAUUUCUAUACACAAAGAGAUCGCAAAUAUGCAACAGGCCUACGCACAAAUCGUGCAACUGCAUCAGGCUAUUGGAAGGCAACUGGAAAAGACAGAUCUAUCCUUCGCAAGGGCACUCUUGUUGGCAUGAGAAAAACAUUAGUGUUCUAUCAAGGAAGGGCACCAAAGGGAAGAAAAACUGAAUGGGUUAUGCAUGAGUUUCGCAUUGAAGGUCCUCAUGGCCCUCCCAAAUUUUCUUCUUCUAAGGAGGAUUGGGUAUUGUGUAGAGUCUUUUACAAGAAUAGAGAAAUUGCUACAAAACCAAGCAUGGGUAGUUGCUAUGAUGACACAGGCUCUUCAUCACUUCCAGCAUUAAUGGAUUCAUACAUAAGUUUUGACCACCAAGCUCAAUUCCACACAGAUGAAUAUGAGCAAGUGCCCUGCUUCUCCAUUUUCUCUCAAAACCAAAUCAAUCCAUUCUUCAACCAUACAACAAACAUGGAACCAAAACUACCAACAGUCAACAACAAUAACAACAAUCCAACAACUACAUUUGGAGGAGCACCUUAUAGCUUAGACCCUUUGUCUUGUGAUAGAAAGGUUUUAAAAGCUGUUUUGAGUCAACUCUCAAAAAUGGAAAGAAACACUCUUGAUAACAAUAAUAAUAAUAGUAGUAAUCAAAAUCUAAAAGGGUCAUCACCAAGCUUUGGUGAAGGAAGUUCUGAGAGUUACUUAUCUGAAGUGGCUAUGCCCCAUAUGUGGAACAAUUAUUAAUGAUGUACUUCACUCCUAUUGAAUUCUCCAUAACUGCAAUAUUGUGCUAUAACGGCAGAUGAUUUGAAUCUAUUGCCGUUAUAGUAUGAUGUUGCAGUUGUUUGAGAAUUCAGUUGCAAUAAAAUGGUGUACACAAUCAAAAAUAGGAGUCAGAAGGGGAAGAGAAAUUUCAUUGUUUUAAGUGAUGUAAUAGUAUCUAUAUAUAUUUUUCUUAUGAUUUUAGCUAUUAAUAUAUAAAUAUCUAUAUCCAUAUGAUGUGUCCCAAUAUAUUAGAAAAAUGGGACUUGUAAUUGGAAUUUAUAAAUUUGUAGUUGAUUUUAGUUAGUA
Molecule: messenger RNA, 1368 nt
Organism: Vicia villosa (hairy vetch)
Lineage: Eukaryota; Viridiplantae; Streptophyta; Magnoliopsida; Fabales; Fabaceae
Product: NAC domain-containing protein 21/22-like
Exons: 3
Coding region: 94-1041 (315 amino acids)
Biological process (GO): regulation of DNA-templated transcription
Molecular function (GO): DNA binding
Source: RefSeq, a predicted model, not a curated record